AUGCAGACUGCUUCUACAAACAUUUGUGAAAGAAUGUGCAAUAAGUCCAUCCAUGAAAUUUCCUUGCUACUAAAUAUUCCACUUUCAACUGUUAAUGGUAUUAUAUCAGCAACUGGGAACAACAGCAACUCAGCCACAAAGUGGUAGGCCAUGUAAAAUGACAGAGCGGGGUCAAUGCAAGCUGAAAUGCACAAUGCGCAGAAGUCGCCAACUGUCUGCAGAGUCAAUAGCUAAAGACCUCCAAACUUUGUGUGGCCUUUAGAUUAGAGAGUGUCUAGAGAGCUUCAUGGAAUGGGUUUCCGUGGCCGAGCAGCUGCAUCCAAGCCUUACAUCACCAAGUGCAAUGCAAAGCGUCGGAUGUAGUGUUGUAAAGAACGCCACCACUGGACUCUAG
Molecule: messenger RNA, 394 nt
Organism: Staurois parvus
Lineage: Eukaryota; Metazoa; Chordata; Amphibia; Anura; Ranidae
Source: the annotation of a GenBank genome assembly